AUGAACUUUCAUUAUUCAAAAAAUACGACGCACCGUCCACAAAAUACUUCUUCACAUUUCAACGAAGACGCACGCUGUGAUAACGAAGUUAAUUUAAUUUUGGAAAAAAAUUACAAUCAAAAACUUUUUGAACAAUCGAUUUAUCCUGAACAAACGCAACAACCACAACAACAAUCAAGUGUCGUCGUAAAUCAAACAGAUCAAUAUUAUUUUAUGCCAAUUCGCGAACAAAGUUCAACAAUGGCUUUACAUACCAAUAACAACUCAAAUGUAGUCGAUAAUACAUCAAUUUCAACAAGUAAUCAUGAUAAACCGUCCAAACAUGAUUUAUUUGAUUAUUCUACAACAACAUCAAAGACAAGUUCAUUUGCUUCAACAUCAUUAAAUAAAGGAAAUAAUAAUUAUCAUUUGGAUGAUACUGAUCUUGCUGGACUAUUUGCAUCAUCUAUUGUUUCAAUAUCCCGAUCAACUACAGCUAUUGAUAAUAAGAAUGAUAUGACAGAUAAUCCAAAUACAUUAGAUGAUUUCUUUUUUCAACAAGUUAGUGAAAUUGUUUGUUCGCCUCAACAAAAUGUUGGACCACCACCAGGCUUUGAAAAUUUUCAUUUUGAUGCAUCAUCAUCGGAUAGUUUAACAACAGUAUCAUCAAUUAAUGCUGCUAAUGUUGUUCAAUCACAAGUCUCUACUUCAGAUACAAUCAAUUUUAGUCAGUUAUUACCAUCGACCAACGUCGAUACUCAACAGCAAACAUCAAUUGGUGGUAAUGUUCGUUCAUCGUCAUCAUCUCAUUCAUCAUAUACAUCCGAUGAUCAAACAAUUUUUUUUCCAAUGGCUGCUCAUCCUUAUUCAUCACCAAGUCAGAUUUUUCCCAUUAAUACAAGUGUAUCAGCAGCAACAAAUUCAAUAAAUUCGAAUGCGAAACCAUUUAUACCCAAUAGUCUUUCAAAUCAUGAGAAACAAUUUAAUUCAUAUGAUAAAAAUCGUUCUAUAAGUCCGAAACCAACAAUAAUGGCCGAUACUGAUACAAUAUUAAAAGGUGGAGAUGCUACACCAAGCCAUGUAUUUGCAUCACCAACUUCAUUUUUUAGUAAUAGUCAUGCAGAUUUUGCUCCAGCAAAACCAUCAUCGAAUAAAACCUCAUCUACAAAUCGUCAAUCAUCAUCAUCAACUUCAUCAUCAACAUCAUCUUCGAUUGAUGAAGCACUUAGUCAACUAAGCCAACAACAUUCACAUGCACGAGCACAAACAACUAACAAAUUAUUUUCCGAUGAAUCAUUAUCAAUAUUCAAUUUUCCUCAACCAAAAACGACAUCAACACAUAUUGAUAAACAACAACGAGCAGUAUGUGAUAAUAUUAAUUUUCUUGCUUCAAUGGCAGCUGGUUCAACACCAGUAACACCCGAAUCACCUUGGCAAAAAACAACUCAUUCCAGUUCGAAUUUACAACCUAAAAUACAAUCAAUACGUCAACAACAAACUAUUUUACCACAAUCACCUGCAACAAGUUCUUCUUUUAAUAUGCAAGAAUUACAAGAUAGUUUAAAUGAACUUUGUUAUCGUGGUUUUGAUGAACUCAAUGCUCUUAUACAAGAACAACGAUGGGUACAAAAUUAUCUAAAUUUGAAUUCAUCAUCAUUGCCAACAUCUAAUUCACCAUUAGUAAAUAUAAAUGGUGCAAGUUCUUGUUCAUCACGUAUAUUGAUUGUACCAGAAUAUUUUAUAUUUAAAUGUAAAAAAGUUGAAGUUACUGCAUGUCAUGUUUAUGAUGUAUUAGCUACUGGACGACCGGAAUUACGUUUACGAGAUUUAAUGUUUGUUUUUAAAUCAUGGAGAGAAACAAUUGCAAAUGCCGAAUUUGUUCAUCAAGAAGAAGAAGUGAAAUUAAGAUUGAAUACGGAACAUUUUCCUUCAUACUAUAUGAAUGAAACAAUUCUACAAGCAGCUUUUGAACGAGUUUAUCUCGUAAUUCGACAAUUAGUCAGUAUGACACAACAAGCUCGUGCUGCUUUUCAAUAUGCUACAUUAAAUGUCUUUCAAAUGUCAUCUCGACAAACAAGUCAAACAUCGUCGAAUUUAUCUCAGUCAUCAAAUUCUAUUGCACUCGCUCAACUACAAGCAAUGCAACAACCAAAAUCAUCAUCAACUCAUCGUAUUGGUGGUUCUAUGCGUGCAACACCUUAA
Molecule: messenger RNA, 2181 nt
Organism: Adineta steineri
Lineage: Eukaryota; Metazoa; Rotifera; Eurotatoria; Adinetida; Adinetidae
Source: the annotation of a GenBank genome assembly